This is a messenger RNA of Exophiala spinifera, 906 nucleotides long. RefSeq lists its product as uncharacterized. The record is from RefSeq and is a predicted model, not a curated record. Bases 1 to 906 code for a protein of 301 amino acids. The transcript is spliced from 2 exons. Gene Ontology annotation, cellular component: cytosol. NCBI's taxonomy places the organism in Eukaryota, Fungi, Ascomycota, Eurotiomycetes, Chaetothyriales, Herpotrichiellaceae. Gene Ontology annotation, molecular function: oxidoreductase activity.
AUGGGGUUCUACGUCGAGCCAUACCCUGGCAAUGAGUUCUUCAAGUCCUUCACUAAGACCUGGCACACCAAGCCAUACGCUCAAAUUGCACCUGAUCGUCCUGAGCUCAGCGUCGCUGGCAAGACGGUCUUCGUUACAGGUGGUGGUACCGGCAUUGGAAAGGCUACAGCCAUUGCUUUCGCACAGGCUAGAGCCAAAGCAAUUGCCAUCUUCGGGCGACGUGUCGAACGGCUUACCCUGGCUGCCGAUGAGAUUCGCAAGGCCAACCCGGCGGGCACUACCCAUGUAGUGUUUGAGGGUGUCGACCUAAGCAAACGCGGCGCCGUUGAAAUCGCCUUCACUAGCGCCCUCAGGCAAGUGGCCGAGGGCGGUGAAUCGACCAAGAUAGAUGUAUUUGUUAGCAACGCCGGAAUGUUGCCUCAGGUCGGCACUGUGGCCGGGUACAGCGAAGCGGAUUUCUACAAGGGCCUGGAGAUGAACUUUGGCUCGGCUUUCAACACUAUCCAGGCCAUGAUGCCAUUGUUGACCACUGAUGCAACAGUUCUGAACAUCUCUUCCGGGAUCGCCCACAUCGACCCGUUCCCUAAUCUCUGGCUCUACGCAACCACGAAGCUGGCCAAUACUAAGAUGUUCGACUAUCUCCAAAGCGAAAACCCCAACCUGCGAAUAAUCAAUGUUCAACCUGGCGUUGUUACUUCCGAGUUAAAUUCAGGGAGCGGGUAUACAGGCCAGGAUGAUGUCGAGCUCCCUGGCCAAUUCCACUUGUGGCUCGCUUCACCGGAAGCCGAUUUCUUGAAAGGCAAGUUUGUCUGGGUGAAUUGGGACGUAGAUGAACUUAAAGCCCGUGCGGACGAGAUCAAGGACUCUCACCUCUUGAAAGUGUUGUUGAAUGGUGUUCCAAUGUAA